Molecule: messenger RNA, 1635 nt
Organism: Trichosporon asahii var. asahii CBS 2479
Lineage: Eukaryota; Fungi; Basidiomycota; Tremellomycetes; Trichosporonales; Trichosporonaceae
Exons: 6
Coding region: 1-1635 (544 amino acids)
Molecular function (GO): glycosyltransferase activity
Source: RefSeq, a predicted model, not a curated record
AUGCCUGUGUUGUGCCUGAAGCGUGAAUGCGUGAACUCUCUCGAGCCCAAUUUUCCGACACCUGCAUCCUUCCUCACCUUCCAAACGACAGCUCCUCGAGCCAGGUCGACGCGGCAGAGCGCUAGCACGGCCUCCCUUUCACCUUCUCGACACGCACGACGUAUCAUCGACCAAAAUCCAGGCGCCAGCAACGCGACAGAGACGAUGGUCGGCCACCGUCACCCCCUGACGAGCCCGCGAAGCCGGCCGCUGCGGUUUGUCCUGUUCGGCGCGCUACUGCUCGCCGUGCUGUACUGGUUCAAGAAGGACCGGACCGAGAACCGCUUCCAGGACAUCAUCGGCGGCGUAACCCCCAAGACGGGGAGCUCGGCGGCUCACGCUGGGCUCGCUGGCCUCGCCCCGCCAGUCGCCCCGCAUCAGCAUCAGGACAUGCGGAGCUCGUCCACGAGUGUAGGCACCAAGCACGAGAAGACGCGCAAGAGCCAGUUCGUCGACCUUCGCAAGGCCAUUCCGUGGACGACGUUUGAUGGAGGUCUUCCCGGCUACUCCGUCUUCAGCAACCUCUACCUGAACGGUGGUAUCCUGUACGCCGUGUCCGCGGACGAGACCGCUGCGGCCCUCAUCCCCGAGACGCGAACGAUCCUCUCUGGCGUGGGCAACCAUCACCCUGCCGCUGGUCCCGAUCGGUGGUCGACGGUCAUCGGUGGCGACUUGGCCCGGAGCGAGCUAGGCAACCGCGCCGUUCGCCUCCCUGGUGUCACUGAGGGCUACCUUGCCUUCUACGAGCACCUGUUCCCUGAGGCCCUCGUGCCGAGUGUGCGGGCCGUCGCCUCGGUCGGGGAGAAGAACAACGGCGAUGCGUCUGAUGUUAUGCCGUCUCGUAUCAUCUUUGCGCGCUGCUCGGACGACGGCUUCAAGGACGACAAGGGACGGAACGUGCCGAUCGAGGACGCGCGCAACUGGGCUGACCGCGCCGAGUCUGACCUGACUUACAUCUUCGAGCGCGUCGUCAUCGUCGACCGGUGGGCGGCGCACAGCAUCGGGCGCGACACAGCGCGCUGGGGCAAGAUGAACGGCGAGGCGCACACGAUGCCGGCCCCCAAGACAUUCUGGGAGCCGCUGCGGCGCAACAUGCUCGAGGCCGUCGGCGACGUCACGCCCACAGUGGGGCGGUACAAGCUGCCGGUCGUCGUGUACAUUGAGCGCGACACGAAACCGAUGCUGAGCAAGGAGAGCCACGACGCGCUCGUCGCUGAGCUCAAGCACCUGACGCCCCGCGCCGAGGUGCACGUCACGCAGCUCAAGUCCAUGACGAAGGAACAGCAGGUGUCGCUCUUUGCGAAGACGGACGUCGUCGUCGGUCUCCAUGGACAGGAACUGUUCGAGGCGGCGUGGAUGAGUCCCGAGGGAAGCGUGAUUGAGAUCUUCGAGGAGGGCGGCUUCAACCGCGACUACGGCAUCUUCCUCAACAUGCUCAAUAUUGACCACACCGUCAUCCAGAAGGACCGCGUCCUGACCGAGGUCGUGUGGAUGAACCACGAGAAAGCCCGCGGACCGAACAAGGACAACGCCGAGGUCGACGCCAAGCUCGUCGCGAAGACGGUGGGCGAGAAGCUCGACAGGCUCAGGCAUUGA